AUGGUGACGGUAACGGACUAUAACAGUAACGGUGACGAUUACGGUAAUGGUGAUGGUAACAGUGACGAUCAUGGUAACAAUCACAGUAACGGUGACGAUAAUGGUUACGAAAACAGUGGUGGUAAAAAUAACAAUAAUUGUAACAAUGACAAUAACAAUAACGAUAAUGUGAAUGGUCACAGUAAUGAUGAUGGUAACGAUUAUGAUAACGGUAACAGUAACGAUGAUGGUAACGGUCACGACCACGGUAAUGGUGACGGUAAUGGUUACAGUGACGGUAAUGGUAACAGUAACAAUAAUAGUAAUGGUAACGAUAACGGAAAUUGUAACUGUAACGAAAACGGUGACAGUAAAAAUUAUGGUAACUAUAAAGGUAACUGUGAUAGUGACGUUAACAAUGACGGUAAAAGUAAUUGUAACGGUAACGGUAAAGGUAAUAGUAACGGUGACGGUAAUUGUAACGAUGACGAUAAUAGUAACGGUGACGGUAACGAUGAUGUUGACGAUAAUAGUGACAGUAAUGGUAAUAAUGACGGUAACGGUAACGAUGAUGAUAAUUGUAAUGGUAAAGGUGACGAUAAUGGUCAUGAUGACGAUAAAGGUCAUGGUCACGGUAAUGGUAACUGUGACGGUAACGAUGACGGUGAUGGUAACGGUGACGGUAACAGUGACGGUAACAAUGAUGGUAACACUAACGGUAACUUUAAUGGUAGCGGUGAUGAUAAUGGUGACGGUGAUGGUAAUGGUGACGGUGAUAGUAAUUGUUACGAUAACAGUAACAGUAACAGUAAUGAUGACGGUAACGAAGACAAUAAUGGUAUCGAAAACGGUGACAGUAAAGGUGACGUUAUAGGUGACAGAAACAAUGAUGGUUAUUGUAUCAGUUACGAAAAGGCUACGGUGACGAAAAUGGUAAUGGUCACUGUGACAAUAACGUUGACGGUGAGUAAUGGUAAGAGUGAUGGUGAGGGUGAUAAUAACGGUAACGAUAACAGUGAUGGUAAUGGUAUCGUGGAUGGUAACGGUAAUCGUAACGGUGACGGUAAGCACAAUAAUGAUGGUACCAGUGAUGUUGAUGAUAACAGUGAUGAUAACGAUGAUAGUAACGGUAACAAUGACAGUAACGGUAACGAUGACGGUAACGGUAAUGGUCAUGGUCACGGUAACGAUGAUGGUAACACUAAUGGUAAUGAUAACAAUAAUGAUGACGGUAACGACAACAGUGAUGGUAACAGUGAUGUUGACGAUAACGGUGAUAGUAACGGUAAUAAUGAUGGUAAUAGUAAUGAUGACGGUAACAAUCACGAUAACAGUAAUGGUAAGGGUGUCGAUAUUGGUCAUUAUGAUGGUAAUGGUGAUGGUGAAGGUAACGGUAAUGGUCAUGGUCACGGUAACGAUGAUGGUAACACUAGCGAUAAUGACAACAAUAAAGGUGAUGGUAACGACAACAGUGACGGUAACAAUGAUGUUGACGAUAACGUUGACAAUAACGGUAAUAAUGACGCUAACGGUAAUGAUGACAGUAACAAUCACGGUAAUAGUAAUGGUAAGGGUGUCAAUAAUGGUCAUUAUGACGGUAACAAUAAUGGUGACGGUAAUGGUCAUGGUCACGGUAACGGUAAUGGUAACAAUGACAAUAACAAUGAUGGUAAUGGUAACGAUGACGGUAAUGGUGACAAUAAUGAUAACAAUGACGCUAACGAUAACGAUGACGGUAACAAUAAUGGUAAGGGUGACAAUAAUGGUCAUGAUGAUGGUAACGGUGACGGUGAAGGUAACGGUAACGGUCACGGUCAUAAACGGUCACGGUAA
Messenger RNA from Vitis riparia (riverbank grape), 1812 nucleotides. RefSeq lists its product as uncharacterized. The record is from RefSeq and is a predicted model, not a curated record. NCBI's taxonomy places the organism in Eukaryota, Viridiplantae, Streptophyta, Magnoliopsida, Vitales, Vitaceae. The transcript has 4 exons. The coding region runs from base 1 to 1812 and encodes 603 amino acids.